Quercus robur (English oak) is the source of this 1558-nucleotide messenger RNA. RefSeq names its product protein RMD5 homolog. Gene Ontology annotation, biological process: proteasome-mediated ubiquitin-dependent protein catabolic process. The record is from RefSeq and is a predicted model, not a curated record. Gene Ontology annotation, cellular component: GID complex; cytoplasm; nucleus. The coding region runs from base 185 to 1345 and encodes 386 amino acids. NCBI's taxonomy places the organism in Eukaryota, Viridiplantae, Streptophyta, Magnoliopsida, Fagales, Fagaceae. The transcript is spliced from 2 exons. Gene Ontology annotation, molecular function: ubiquitin protein ligase activity.
AAGUCAUUAACACAAUAUCCAAAGGGCAAUCUAGUAAAAGUCACAUCUCCUACUUUCUACACACGUGUGCUCUUCACCCACCAGCUAGGCCUUCUCUCCCAAACUCACACGCUUCACUCUCUCUCUCCUCUGCUACUGCUCGACGAGGAAAGAGUUUCUUCUCUGAGCUUGUUAGUUGAACUGAAUGAUGGAGCUAACUACCAUCAAAGAUGCAUUUGAGCGUGUUACUAAAAAGCAAAAAUUGUCUUCUUCUAAAUCCCAAGAAGUUAUUGACCAAGUUGGCCAUGAAAUUGAACAGGCGUUAGGAAAAAUCCAGUCAGCUGAUGACCCCACCUCUCCUGUUGAUCAGAAGUCCAUCCUCACAGAUCUCAAACUCAAGCUCAAUGCACUUGUCCCACUCCACCAAUUAGAAGGGUCACAGAAGGAACUAAACUUAAACCUUAGCAAGUACCCAAAACUACUAGAGAAAUUCUUCAAUCCUGACAUAUCAAAGGCAUACAGAAAUGUUGAUUUUGACUUCCACAUUGUGAAUCAGACUGUUGCAAACCAUUUUUACCGGCAAGGCUUGUUUGAUCUUGGAGAUAGCAUAUUAAAUGAGGCUGGAGAACCAGAGGCAAUUGCAAUAAGAUCUCAAUUCUUUGAAAUGCAUCAGAUACUUGAAGCUGUGAGAGUUGGGAAUCUUGAGCCUGCUCUGAAGUGGGCUUGUAUCAAUCGUGAGAAGCUCAAACAGAAUGGUUCAAAUAUUGAGCUUAAACUUCAUAGGCUGCAGUUUGUGGAGAUUUUACGCAGAGGAAGCCUAGCUGAUUCACUCAAUUAUGCCAGAGCUUACCUUGCUCCCUUUGCUACCCUCCACAUGGAGGAGAUCCAAAAGCUUAUGGCUUGCCUCUUGUUUGCAAGAAGGCUUGACAGUUCCCCAUAUGCUGAUAUGACAUCUCCAACCCAAUGGGAGAAUCUGACUGAAGAACUGACUGGGCAAUUCUGCAGUCUCUUGGAGCAGUCCUAUGAGAGCCCAUUGAGUGUGGCAAUAGCAGCUGGUGUUGAGGGGUUGCCUACUCUUUUAAAGUUGGCAAAUGUAAUGGCUGCUAAGAAGCCGGAGUGGCAAGCAAUGAAACAGUUGCCAGUGCCAGUUGAAUUGGGAAAGGAAUUUCAGUUUCAUUCAAUAUUUGUUUGUCCUGUGAGUAGGGAUCAAGCUAGUGACGAGAAUCCGCCAAUGCUGCUUCCAUGUUUGCAUGUUCUUUGCAAGCAAUCGAUCAUGAAGUUGUCAAAAAGUGGUACGAGGGCAUUUAAGUGUCCAUAUUGUCCUGCAGAGGCUUCAGUUACACAGUGCAAGCAGUUGCAUUUCUGAGAAUUUUGAGCCCCCCUCCACCUCUGACUAAUGGAAGUGUGUUGGCAAUGAUCUGGUUGGUUUUAGUGUGGUGAUGGCUCCAUUUCAUCUCUGGUUUACUAUUUUGUAUAUAAAAAUUCAUUCUAGAUUCCUUUUAUGGAAAUUAAUUAAUUAAUAAUCUAGACAACUUGUUUAUACAUUAUUGUGAAGUAGUGCAUUGGGCCUCUAAACUCA